Alosa alosa (allis shad) is the source of this 4126-nucleotide messenger RNA. RefSeq names its product dimethylglycine dehydrogenase (gene dmgdh). Bases 964 to 3579 code for a protein of 871 amino acids. The record is from RefSeq and is a predicted model, not a curated record. Gene Ontology annotation, molecular function: protein binding; oxidoreductase activity. NCBI's taxonomy places the organism in Eukaryota, Metazoa, Chordata, Actinopteri, Clupeiformes, Clupeidae. The transcript has 16 exons. Gene Ontology annotation, cellular component: mitochondrion.
AGACGCCACCAAUCAAAUCUUUAUCUUCAAAACGGAUAAGAAAAUCAUUGAAAUCGCAGCUCUUUCCUAAAGUAGGCUAGGCCUAUAUACAUUGACUCACAAAAUAAAGUAUGGAAAGUGUAACAUAUAUUGCAAAAACAUUUGGUUAACGCUGAUGCUUUGGCUUAUUGUGAAUAGUCUGAUUCUGACCGUAGGCCUAGUCUGUCAUAAAGCCAGAUAUGUAGCCUCUCUCCGUCUUGCAUGCAUGUCCCGAUCUGGAGAUGAUAAAGAAAAAUUCGUCUUUUGUCCCUCCUGCUCAAGGACAACUAGGCCUAUGGUUGACCUGAAACAGUCUGACUUCACUCAAACAAUCCACCGAAUAGGCUAUCCUACAUGAAACCCUAAUUUAAUCAGGUUAAGGGAUGUUAUUCCAUACGGAAAAUAUUUGGCCUAAUAUAAUCAAAUUAGCCCAGACCUACUUCGCCGGCUUAGUUUAGACUACUUAAGAUAUCAUCUAAGUUCUUCUAGGCAAAUAUGACAAGAUUAACCCUCUUCAUGGUUUUAAUUGCAAGCCAAUGAGAUGGGCCUAUCGAAGCCUAUCCUUCUGUGCUAUUUAGGCUAUUUUGUUGUGACAAAAGUUCAUCUGCUGAACUCGCAAAUUGCUCAACACAGUCCUUAGGCUACUAAAAAAAAUCAGCAAUCGGUGACAAAACUGAGUAUCAAGUCAGACGAAUAGGCUAUGUAGGUCAGUAUCUUUAAAUAGUUAACUGCAGAGUUUGCAACGAGGAGACUUUCAUCGUGACGUUACCUUAAGUUCAUCAGGGUUAAGAGGGCGUGCCUCCACAUCUGGUGGACCUCAACAGUUUAUUUAUUAGGAUACUGCGCUUUGCAAAUGCUGUUGCCUGCGGGCUGAUUUUCUAAAAGUAGAUUUCCCUCCGAUUUGCGCCCCUUGACGUACAGGCUAGGCGAAUACAUUAUUUCAGUAUGCACAAAAUCCUCAAACUGUCAAAUGUAAAAUUUCGAACAGAUUUAAGAAAUGUUCCAUAUCUAUGCCAACCUCAACUGCGGACUAUCAGCAGAACUCCGAAAAAAUAUGCAGAAGAUGGGAACAAAGAUGCCAAUGUUUUGCGAAAAAGGUUGAAGGAGACUGCUGACACAGUCGUCAUAGGAGGAGGUUGUGUGGGGGUUAGCCUGGCUUAUCACUUGGCCAAAGCGGGUCAGAAAGACGUGGUGCUUCUGGAGAAGACGGAGCUAACCGCUGGGUCAACCUGGCAUGCUGCUGGACUGACCACAUACUAUCACCCAGGCAUUAAUCUGAAGAAAGUUCACUAUGACAGCAUAAAGCUGUAUGAAAAGCUGGAGGCAGAGACUGGGCAGGCUGUGGGGUUCCAUCAACCAGGCAGCAUCAGGAUUGCUUCCAGUCCAGUGCGGGUGGAUGAAAUAAAAUACCAAAUGACCCGCACACACUGGCACCCCACUCCCCAGUACCUCAUUGGACCUGAGAAGAUCCAAGAACUUUUCCCUUUGCUCAAUAUGGACAAGGUAUUGGCAGGGCUGUACACCACUGGGGAUGGACACAUUGAUCCUUACUCUCUGACAAUGGCCCUUGCUGCUGGUGCCCGCAUGUAUGGUGCCCAAAUCUACAACCCAGCCCCUGUUACUGGCCUCACUCCUUUGGAAAAUGGGAAGUGGGAUGUCAAGACCCCUCAUGGAAUCAUAAGAGCUAACCGAAUUGUCAAUGCCUCAGGCUUCUGGGCUCGUGAGUUGGGUGAGAUGAUUGGUUUUGAGCACCCUACCAUACCUGUCCAUCACCAGUAUGUUGUCACAGCAACAGUGCCUGAGGUUAAGGCUUUGAAGACAGAGUUACCAGUUAUCCGUGACUUGGAAGGGUCAUACUACCUGCGGCAAGAAAGGGAUGGGCUACUUUUUGGCCCUUAUGAGCAAGAGGAAAAGAUGAAGUUGCAAGACUCCUGGGUGAGGGAUGGAGUACCACCAGGUUUUGGCAAGGAGCUGUUUGAGUCAGACCUGGACAGAAUCAUGGAGCAUGUCGAGAUGGCCAUGGAGAUGGUCCCAGUGCUUAAGAAUGCUGACAUCAUAAAUAUUGUGUCUGGCCCUAUCACGUACACACCAGACCUAUCGCCCAUGGUUGGUCCACACCAGGGGGCUCGCAACUACUGGACAGCUAUUGGAUUUGGGUAUGGAGUCAUUCAUGCAGGAGGAAUUGGGAAGUUCCUAAGUGAUUGGAUCGUGGCUGGAGAACCUCCAUAUGACCUUAUUGAGUGUGAUCCUAACCGCUAUGGAAAAUGGAGUACUGUGUCAUAUUUGUGUGAUAAAGCCCGGGAAUCAUAUGGCUUCAACAACGUAGUGGGUUACCCUAAAGAAGAGCGUUUUGCUGGUCGGCCAACAAAGAGAGUGAGUGGAGUUUAUGACUUGUUGAAGGACCAGGCCUCCAUGGGGUUCCAUGCUGGCUGGGAACAGCCCCACUAUUUCUACAAACCUGGAGACCAAAAAGGAUACCACCCCAGCUUCCGCAGAACCAACUGGUUUGGGCCAGUGGGACGUGAGUGUAAGCUGGUGAUGGAGAAGGUCGGAUUAAUUGAUCUGUCACCUUUUGGAAAGUUUAUUGUGAAAGGAAAGGAUUCAUUGAAACUACUUGAUCAUCUUUUUGCCAACACCAUGCCGAAGGUGGGCAUGACAAAUAUUAGCCACAUGCUGACUCCUCAGGGGAGAGUAUAUGCUGAGGUCACUAUUACUCAACUGUCACCAGGAGAAUUUCUUCUGCUCACUGGGUCAGGGUCUGAGCUGCAUGACCUCAGGUGGAUUGAACAAAAGGCAGCAGAUGGUGGUUAUGAUGUGGACAUCUCUAACAUAACAGACAGUGUGGGGGUCAUAGGAGUGGCUGGACCCUGUGCCAGAAAAGUCCUUCAAAAGCUGACAAAUGAAGACAUGAGCGACGCAGGUUUUAAGUUUUUACAUUGCAAAUCAAUGCAGCUUGCUGGGAUUACCCUCAGAGCCAUCCGGAUAUCCUACACAGGGGAGCUUGGUUGGGAGCUAUACAUAGAUAUGCAGAACAUGGCCUCUGUUUACAAAGCUAUCAUGGAUGCUGGCAAAGAGGACGGCAUUGACAAUUUUGGGACCUAUGCCAUGAACUCCCUCAGGCUGGAGAAGGGCUUCAGAGGCUGGGGAGCUGAGAUGAACUGUGACACCAAUCCAUUUGAAGCUGGUUUGGAUUACUUCAUCAAGCUGAACAAGUCUGCAGAUUUCAUUGGCAAGCAGGCACUUCAGAAUAUCAAGGCCCAGGGCCUUCAAAGAAAAUUAGCCUAUCUUACAGUGGACACAGACGACAUUGACCCAGAGGGCAAUGAAACCAUCUGGCACAAUGGAAAGGUUGUUGGGAACACGACAUCUGGCUGCUACAGCUACACUGCCCAGCAAAGCCUUGCUUUUGGGUAUCUACCUAUUGCCCUGGCAAAUGUGGGACAGAAGGUGGAGGUUGAAUUGCUUAACAGGAAGUACCCAGCCAUGGUUGUACAGGAGCCACUGGUUCUGACAGAGCCCACCAGGACUCGCCUGCAGAAGAAAACCAAAAGCAGAGUCUAGGACCAGCAGGACCACCCUUGACCCAUCAAACCUAUUAUCUAGCUUGCACAACACCAACAUAUUCUAUAAUUACUCCUGAUCCUCGGGUUAACUUCAUAUAUAAGCCCAAAGCCGUAACUAUGUUGAUCUUCAUGUGCGAUGUAUGGAUACACUGCACAUUAAUGACAAUGAUAUGUAAAAUAUUUUGACAUCUGCUGUUGGUAUUUGUCUAGUGGUGUUUUUAUACUGUGAGAGUAAAGCUGCUAUAUUGCAUUUAAGUAAUAAAUACAAAAUACUUCCACUCUACGUAAAAAUAUAUUUGUAACUAAAGGGACCUUGUGACAGUGCAGUCAAACAAAUGUAAUCAAAUCAGAGUGAAAUAUUCCAAAUGUAACUCAGUGACUUAGGUGAAAGAAUGACUGGCCAAUGUACUACUCUACCACAAUGGCAAAAGGUCUGUAGAAAGUAAACGGCAAAAGAAACCGCUGGAUUUAUUUGAUUUUAUUGUGUACAUCAGUUGCACAUGAAUGAAAUGUAUAUUAAAUAAAAAAAAUACUGUUCAUGGUCA